Molecule: messenger RNA, 548 nt
Organism: Ochotona princeps (American pika)
Lineage: Eukaryota; Metazoa; Chordata; Mammalia; Lagomorpha; Ochotonidae
Gene: CLPSL2
Product: colipase like 2
Exons: 3
Coding region: 69-431 (120 amino acids)
Biological process (GO): response to food; digestion; lipid catabolic process
Cellular component (GO): extracellular region
Molecular function (GO): enzyme activator activity
Source: RefSeq, a predicted model, not a curated record
CAAAGAGAGAGGAGGCCAGGGGCUGAGGAGACAGGCAGACUGCCCCCUGGCCAUCGCCAUCCAGGCCUAUGGCCAUGGCCCUGGUGCUCCUGUUGGGCAUGCUGCUGCCCGGGUGCUCUGAGCUCUCCAAGUCAAAAAAGAGCCUUCCUGGCCAGAGAGCUGGUGGCCCAGGAGUCGUCCCAGCCUGGCGGACACCCUGCCUGUCCCUGCAGGGCUACGGAGUCAAGUGCUCACACCACAAUGAGUGUUUCAGCAACUGCUGCCUCAUGGACCUGGACUCUAGCCGAAACUUCUGUGCCCACAAAGCCAGAUUCAACAAGGUGUGCCUGCCCCAGACCAAAGGAGCCUACAAUCUCAUCUGCCCUUGCCAAGUGGGCUUGAACUGCAUAUCCAGGGACCCAAUGUGUCCACGCCGGUGCCAAAUCAUUUAGAGACGGAUGCCAGCUACUCAUUGACCACCCCUCUCCCCUCUGGGGCCAGAGGCCCCAGGCUUCCCCAGCUUGCUCAAAAUCCAGGUCCAGACACAGUAAAGUCAAUUCUAGAUUCAG